This is a messenger RNA of Cuscuta campestris, 1452 nucleotides long. NCBI's taxonomy places the organism in Eukaryota, Viridiplantae, Streptophyta, Magnoliopsida, Solanales, Convolvulaceae. The record is from the annotation of a GenBank genome assembly.
UAUAUUAGCAUUAAAAAUUGUCGUUUGAGAUGGCAGAAGACGGGAAGUUCCAAAUUGAGAAGUUCGAUGGUACAGAUUUCAGUUGGUGGAAGAUGCAAAUUGAAGAUUUGCUCGUUCAGAAAGAUUUGGACGUGGUUUUGGGUGACAAGCCAGAAAAGAUGUCGGAUGCAGAUUGGGCAAGUUUGGAUCGGAAAGCAAUGUCCGUGAUUCGUCUCUCGUUAACCAAGAAUGUUGCGUUCAACAUUCUGAAGGAUAGGACAACGAAGGGAAUUAUGGAAGCGUUGUCUAACAUGUACGAGAAGCCAUCUGCAGCGAACAAAGUUUUUCUGAUCAGAGAGCUGGUGAACACAAGGAUGAGAGAAGGCACUUCAGUUACCGAGCAUAUCAACAAGUUGAAUUCGAUCUUAGCCAGACUUUUGUCAGUGGGCAUUAAGUUCAAUGAUGAAGUUCAAGCUUUGCUACUGUUAUCGUCUUUCACUGAUAGUUGGUCGGGAACGGUUACAGCGGUUACCGGUUCAGUGGGACCCGAUGGAUUCACCUUUGAUCAGAUUCGAGAUCUCGUUCUUGGCGAGGAUGUUAGAAGAAAGAGUUCGGGGGAGUCAUCUGGUGAAUUGCUUCAUGUUGGUAGAGGCAGAAGAAAUAGCAGAGGUAGUGGGAGCACGAACAGACGAAGAAGUCAGUCGAAGACUCGGGAUAGCUCAGGUGUAACGUGCUGGAAGUGCAAGGAAGUGGGGCAUUUUAGGAAUCAAUGUCCGAAUGAUAAGAAAGUAAACAUUGCUCAAGGCUCUGCGAGUGACGAGGAUGUCGCUCUGACUUGCUGUGAGGAAAGCAAUGUGGAUUCUUGGGUCAUGGAUUCUGGUGCUUCAUUUCAUGCCACCCACAGCGGUGAAGCAUUGCAGAAUCUGGUUAUUAGAGACUUUGUAAAGGUACGACUAGCGGACGACAGAGCUCUUGAUGUGACGGGCAUGGGUGACAUAGUGCUGAAGACCCCAGUCAGUUUCUGGACUUUGAAGGAUGUCAAAGUUGUUCCAGCCUUGAAGAAAAGUUUGAUUUCUGUCAGGCAUUUGGUCGAACAGGGACACGAGGUGAAGUUCAGAGAUGGGCAGUGGAAGGUCGUGAAGGAAAUCUUGUCAUGGCCCGUGGAAGGAAGAGAGGUUCGUUGUAUAUGGUCGAGUUACCAUCUGAGGGAGUGACCGUCCCAGUUCAGAAGAAAAACGAAGUCCGGUUCACAGAGUCUCGUGGGCAGAAUAAGGUUGUCUGUGCAAGAGAGAAACCUAGAGCCGCUGUCUUUCCAAAUUUCACUUGAGCCCGCGGUUGAGGAAUUUCCCGCGGCUCAAUUUAUCUGUAGCCAUUCUGAGCACGCGAAGUGAUAAGCUAGAUUGCAGAUAAGGGUUUUGGUUGCCGGUCAGUAUUCAGCAAGGGAGAUGUCACAAAUAAGAUUGUUAAUGGCUA